Molecule: messenger RNA, 6616 nt
Organism: Nematostella vectensis (starlet sea anemone)
Lineage: Eukaryota; Metazoa; Cnidaria; Anthozoa; Actiniaria; Edwardsiidae
Product: TATA-binding protein-associated factor 172
Exons: 44
Coding region: 130-5721 (1863 amino acids)
Molecular function (GO): DNA binding; TBP-class protein binding; ATP binding
Source: RefSeq, a predicted model, not a curated record
ACAAGAGGUCUGGGACGAGCCAGAAACAAAAUGUCGGAAAAAUUUCCUUCGCAAAUCGAAAAAAGUCCCUGGUCCUCUCUCGAAAUGUGAAAAUUAAAGCUCUUUCCCCCUACAUUUUAGCCUUGAAAAAUGGCCACCAGGCUAGACAGGUUGCUUCUGCUUCUCGACACUGGUUCAACUCCUGUUACGAGAAAAGCUGCGGCCAAACAACUCGGUGAAGUGCAAAAGCUCCAUCCACAUGAGCUGCCUAACCUGCUGAGUAGGGUGCACACCUUUUUAAAGAGUGGCAACUGGGAUACCAGGAUAGCUGCUGGCCAAGCUAUAGAGGCUAUUGCACAGAGUGUACCACAGUGGGAACCACCCGGACUUACAGUGAAAGCUGAGCCACAGGAUGGUAGCUCUUUGUGUGGCUCUGAGCCUGAACAGCUGGAGUUUGGCAAGUUUGACAUCAAGAGAGUGCUUCAACAUGGCGAGCCAUUGGUUGGCUCAUCUGGGGCCGAGUAUGACAUGCCAGAUGAUGAGCUAGCUGGUCUUGAUCCAAAGGAGAAGUUGGCUCUGCAGCAAAGGAUGGUCCGUAAGAGACUUGGACUGGACAUUAUUCCUGGGCUUGAUGUUGGGAUGGAUAAGCUUUUUGAUGAUGAGGAUCUGCUGAUGAGUGUUGAAGACACCAGACGCAAACCGGCAAAGAAACAGAACUCAUUUGAGAGUGCAGCAGAUGUUGUUGCUGCUGAGAUUGCAGCCAUUAGUUCGUCUAAGAUGAGCGCAAGGGAGAAGAACCGGGCCAAGCGCAAAGCCAAACUGCUUGCUAAACAGAGAUCAAAGGAGGCAGGUGACUCAGUCAGCAAUGAAGAUGAGGAUGGCCCUAAUGUCAAGAAAAGAAAGACAGCAAGUGUUGUAGUGGAACAACCUGCCCAUGCUGAUAAAAUUGUGGUCGAUAAUGUCACUGACGUGGCUGCUACCUUUGAAGAGUCAGGAGAGUGGCCCUUUGAGCAUUUUUGCCAAGAACUUAGCCAAGAACUUUUUCACCAUUCUUGGGAGGUACGACAUGGAGCUGCCACUGGAUUGCGAGAGAUUGUCAAGGUUCAUGGUCAGGGUGCUGGUAAAACAGUGGACACUUUUUUAGAAGAAAUGCACAUGCAGAACAUGAAGUGGAUGGAGAACAUGGCCGUCUACCUGCUGUGUGUGCUUGCUCUCGACCGAUUUGGAGACUUUGUCUCCGAUGAGGUGGUUGCACCAGUUCGUGAGACAUGUGCCCAGACCCUGGGCGUGGUCGUGCGGCACAUGAAUGUGUCUGACUGUAGGAGUGUCAUGUUGACUCUUCUCACCCUUCAGGAGCAGACAGAGUGGGAGGUCCGACAUGGCGGGCUACUAGGCAUCAAGUACUUACUGGCUGUCAGACAGGACCUCUCAGCUGAUCUUCUACCUCUCGUGCUAAAUCCAAUCAUCUCAGCACUGCAAGAUGAUGAUGAUGAUGUCAGAGCAAUUGCAGCAUCUGCAUUGCUUCCUAUUGCAGAGUCCAUAGUUCAACUUGCACCAAAUAAGGUCCAGGAACUUUUGAUGACCUUGUGGAACACUCUGGUUGAGCUGGAUGACCUGACUGCCUCGACCAAUAGCAUCAUGCUCUUGUUGGCUGGCAUCCUGGCCUGUCCGUCUGUCAGUAUGACCAUGCUUGGUUCGGCAGGCUCUCUUUCCGACCUUGUGCCAAGGUUAUGGCCCUUCCUUAGGCAUACCAUAAGGUCUGUUCGACUAGCUGCUCUGCGCACUCUAAGGAUCUUACUCCAAGGGACAGCAAAUGUUGAGGCGUCUAGUGGUACUGCAGAAUGCGUGUGGCUGACACCAAUCCUGCAAGAUGCAGUGCGACACAUCUACCAGCGAUUUAUUCUUGAGUCAGAUGCUUCAGUCAUUCAGUAUGUAUAUGAGGUGUGGUGUGACCUUCUCAGCAAAAGCUCCAAGCAGUGUUUGUCCAGCAGCAUCCUACCCUACCUGAAUAGCUGGUUAGGAAUGAUGAUGCAGCCACCGUGUAUCCCCAUUGAUACCUCGCUACUGAUACAGGCUCAGCACAGGCCACGUGCACGGAAUGAUAAGAUGUCUGGGAUCAGAAGUCAAAAGCCACCAGAACCCAUUCCUGAGGUGAUUGCAGGCGCUACCAUUACCAUGAGUCCAGGCGAGCGGGAGACAGUAGUGAUCAGAGCUAGGCUGGCAGCUGCCAGGGGCCUUGGAUUGAUGACUUCAUAUAUCACACGUUAUCCUGGAGACCUUGUCCCCACCCCUGUAGAUUAUCUGAUGCAAACCUUGAUGUACCCUCUGACCUCAACAUCCGGGAUACAGAAGAUGUGUGCUUCUAUGUUACUUACAGAAUGGGCUCUGUGUGAUAAGGUGUGCCAAUGCCCAGAUUCAGUCAUCAAGCAACUUGGAACAAUCUUAUCUGAGCCUGUGGUUUAUGAUGAGGUCGCUGUGCUCAACACACGACUACAGACCGACUGCCAGAGCUUGCUAAUAUCGCUGAGAGAGAAGGGAAUUGAUGCUUCUGCAGGCAUUCAGCCAGGGGGUUACACUGUCGAUACUGCCACCCAGUUGUCCACAAUCAUAUUCACAGAGGCAACAAAACGACUCUCGCAGACUGAUGUUAAGAAUAUCGAGGCAAAGAGACGUCACUUGAUGACUACAAUUGGACAGAUGCAGUAUGAAUACCAAAAGCUACAUACAAGGGUUUUGUGUAGUGCCGCUGGCACUCUGAUCUCCUUAAAAAAGUUGCCAGCCAAACUGAACCCGGUUAUCCGGCCAAUAAUGGACUCAGUAAAGAGAGAAGAAGAAACUCUCAUACAGGAAAGGUCAGCUCAGAGCCUGGCAAGUCUUCUCGAACAGAGCAUCCCACGUGAACCCUGUCCCAACCCCAAGAUUAUAAAGAACCUCUGCUCCUUCGCAUGUAGUGACCCCACUGUCACACCUACUAUCAACCUGAACAUAAGCGUGGUGACGGAUGAUGCACCACCCUCUCCUGCUGUGACUGGACCCGCACCUUCUUUCAACCUAUCAGACAGAGAUAAUGUGGUCCAGUGUGACCAGUACAAUGGAAUACUUACACUUGUACAACAACACAAGAGUGCCGCUGCAGCGAUUACUAAGAAAGGCGGCCGACCUCCUAAAGCGCCACAUGCAGUCGACUCUCUGAGUACAGUAGAUGGCGUGCUGGAAGCCCCAGAGACCGGCAGGGUACUGGCGGUACAAAGGCGUGGGGCAGAUUUUGCUCUAAUCCGAUUGGCCAAGCAUUUUGGCGCUGCUCUUCCUUCAAGCGUACCUAAGCUCUGGGAACACAUGAUUACGCCAUUAGAAACCAUGUCAAACACAACAGACAAAGAUCUUGAGAGUUUCAGAGGGGCGGAUGCUAGUGCCCAGACCCUAGUGAAUGCGCUUCAAGUACUUGAGGUUCUAGCCCCAGUCAUACCCGACAAACUACAGGAGAUGGCGGUGUCGCGGCUACCAAUGCUAAUCCAGUCUCUCCAGCACCCAUACUGUGCCGUGCGCCACAUGGCAGCACGAUGCCUAGGCGUCCUCAGCACUGUGGCCACCCACCCCUCCCUGCUUGCUAUAGUUGAAAGGGUCAUCCCCCUGCUUGGCAGUGGAGAUAGCGCGGUGAAGAGACAGGGAGCCAUUGAGGCCAUAUCGCACGUUAUUGAACGCAUGCAACUGGGCAUUGUCCCUUAUGUGGUGCUACUUGUGGUGCCCAUAUUAGGAAGAAUGAGCGACCAGACAGAGGACGUGCGUCUCCUAGCAACUAACUGCUUUGCCACACUGAUCAGCCUGAUGCCUUUGGAGAAGGGGGUACCUGACCCACCUGACAUGCCGGCGUCCCUCGUGGAACAAAAACAGAUUGAGCGCACCUUCCUGGAGCAGUUACUAGAUAGCAAGAAGCUACAGAACUACACCAUUUCUAUACCCAUCAAGGCGGAGCUACGCAAAUACCAACAGGAUGGUGUUAACUGGCUGGCAUUUCUUAGCAAGUACAAGCUUCACGGCAUUCUGUGCGAUGACAUGGGACUUGGUAAAACGCUGCAGUCUAUCUGUAUUAUGGCAAGCGAUCACCACUAUAAACUGCAAAAGUACAAGGAGACUGGGCACGCUGACUGUAAGCCUCUCCCCUCCCUGGUGAUCUGUCCGCCGACCCUGACGGGCCACUGGGUAUACGAGGUGGAGAAGUUCGUCAUCAAGGAGUACCUCAAACCUCUACACUACACAGGGCCUCCCAUGGAGAGACAGAGAUUAAGGAACAAAGUGAAGAAUCAUAAUUUGAUUGUGGCAUCGUACGAUAUCGUCAGAAAUGACGGCGACUUCUUCAAGUCGAUACAUUGGAAUUACUGCAUCCUAGACGAAGGUCAUAUUAUCAAGAAUGGCAAAACAAAGCUGGCGCGUGUAAUCAAGCAGCUUCGAGCAAACCACCGACUGAUACUUAGUGGCACGCCCAUUCAGAACAACGUGCUUGAGUUGUGGUCACUGUUCGACUUCCUAAUGCCUGGAUUCCUGGGUACGGAGAAGCAGUUCCAAGCGAGGUAUGGCAAGCCAAUCCUUCAGAGCAGAGACGCCAAGUCCUCUUCCAAGGAACAAGAAGCGGGCGCUCUAGCGAUGGAGUCCCUUCAUCGUCAAGUACUGCCAUUCCUGCUGAGACGUCUGAAGGAAGAUGUGCUUCAAGACCUCCCGCCCAAGAUCAUACAAGACUAUUACUGCGAGCUAAGCCCACUACAGGUCCAACUCUACGAAGAUUUCGCCAAAUCGCAAGCCAAGAAAGGACUUGAGGAAUCUUUCUCUCUGUCUGAAGAUGCCGAUGACAAAGAAAUGGCUUCCAAAAAAGGAUCUGCCCAUAUAUUUCAGGCGCUGCAGUACCUUCGCAAAGUGUGUAACCAUCCAUUACUUGUCCUAACGCCCCAACAUCCCGAGCACGACAAGAUUAUGCAGCAGCUGAAGGAAACCAGGCAAUCACUAAAAGACAUUCAUCACGCCGCCAAACUUGUAGCCCUCAAGCAGCUGUUGCUAGAUUGCGGUAUCGGGGUGAGCACGUCGUCUACCAGUGACCUGGCGUCAGAGCCUGUUGUUUCUCAGCACCGUGUUUUGCUCUUCUGUCAGCUAAAGAGUAUGCUUGACAUCGUAGAAAAUGACCUAUUCAAAACCAAUAUGCCUAGUGUGACGUAUCUACGAUUGGAUGGAAGCACGCCAGCGGGCUCACGCCACUCCAUCGUUCACAGGUUUAAUAACGACCCGUCUAUUGACGUUCUUCUCCUCACCACUCACGUUGGAGGACUGGGGUUGAAUCUGACUGGGGCGGACACCGUGAUAUUCGUGGAGCACGACUGGAACCCAAUGAAAGAUCUGCAGGCCAUGGACCGCGCCCAUAGGAUCGGCCAGAAGAAGGUCGUUAACGUGUAUCGGCUCGUUACCAAGGGAACGCUCGAGGAGAAAAUCAUGGGGUUGCAGAAGUUUAAGCUGACUAUCGCAAACACGGUGAUCUCUCAGGAUAACUCAAGCCUGAGUACCAUGGACACGGGUCAGCUAUUUGACUUGUUCACCGUGGACAAGGAGGGGAAGAGGGAAGAACAGCACGAAGCACAGGACAACAACAAGAGAAAGAUGUCCGUCAAAAAUGCCAUUGAAGGCAUGGGCGAGCUUUGGGACGAGGAACAAUACGAAACCGAGUACAACUUGGAUAACUUCAUCGAGUCGCUGAACUAAAGAAUGCCUUUGAAACACAGUGAUAGUAUUGAGUACAACUUCGAUAACUUUAUCGAGUCGCUAAACUAAAGAAUGCCUUUGAAACACAGUGAUAGUAUUGAGUACAACUUCGAUAACUUCAUCGAGUCGCUAAACUAAAGAAUGCCUUUGAAACACAGUGAUAGUAUUGAGUACAACUUCGAUAACUUCAUCGAGUCGCUAAACUAAAGAAUGCCUUUGAAACACAGUGAUAGUAUUGAGUACAACUUCGAUAACUUCAUCGAGUCGCUGAACUAAAGAAUGCCUUUGAAACACAGUGAUAGUAUUGAGUACAACUUGGAUAACUUCAUCGAGUCGCUGAACUAAAGAAUGUUUUUGAAACACAGUGAUAGUAUUGAGUACAACUUCGAUAACUUCAUCGAGUCGCUAAACUAAAGAAUGCCUUUGAAACACAGUGAUAGUAUUGAGCACAACUUCGAUAACUUCAUCGAGUCGCUGAACUGAAGAAUGCCUUUGAAACACAUUGAUAGUAUUGAAUACCACUUGGAUAACUUCAUCCAGUCACUGAACUGAAGAGUGCCUGCGAAACGCAGUGAUACUACAGAAUGCAACUUGGAUAACUUCAUCGAGUCACUGAACUGAAGAAUGCCUGCGAAACGCAGUGAUACUACAGAAUGCAACUUGGAAAACUUAAUCGAGUCGCUGGAUUGAAGUAUUUCUGUCAAACAGCUAUACUAAAACAAAAAGAGAGCUGAAUACAAAGGUGUCCUCUGGAAAUGGUUUUUACACCGAAGAAAAGCCAAAGCGGCGUUUAGUUAAAAAAAAAUAGUACUGUUUGCACGGUGCUUACAAAUAUUGAAAAAGGUAGUAUAUAUUUAUAUGUUGUUUGGAUAUUAAAUAUGAGAACUACAAUGUA